AAACAAAUGGAAAUCAAGAAAAAAAAAAACAAUAUCACCAAGGAGAGAGAGAGGAGACUAUAGGGCGAGAAACAAGGCGCGGAGAGGCCGUCCAAAACCAGCAGAAGAGAGAGAGAGAGAGAGAGAGAGAGAGAAGGGGUUUGUUUGUGCUAUUCUUUUAUCUUCAUCGCCAUCUUCAUUGUCAUAAUCAUCAUUGCCAUUUUCUUGCAUUUCUUUAGUUUCUUUCCCAACAGAAGUCGCGUUCCAGUUCAACUCUCUCCCUUCAUUUUAGGGCAUCUAAUUUACAUUUCCCCAAAAAAUUCGAAUAUCUAAAAAAGCACGGAAAAAAAAAACCAGCUAAACAGCGAAUUAAUUAAGGGGGAAAAAGAAGAACAACCCAACAGCAAAUAGAUCAAAGAUAACGAAGAAAUUAAUUAUCCCAGAUCUUGCCGUUCCGUCUCGAGAACCAGCUUCGAUCGAUCAUUUUUCUGACCUCAGCACGUUCAAUUAUUGUUGUAAUGCGUUUUCUUGAUUGUUCCUUUGCGCUGGGAGGAAUUGGAUUCAUUGUGUAGGUGACCUUCUAGAUUAGAUUAGAAAUCUAGAAGGGUCGGAUCUGGUGCGUGAAAGAGCAAAGCAAGGGGUCGUUGAACGGCGGAUGAGAGAUAGAGGCAGAGAAGGCGCAUCCAGGGACCAACGAUGAAAUGGGUAUCAUUGCUUAAGGACAUAAAAGAGAAGGUCGGGUUAACUCAAUCUCCACCUACUAGUUCAUCAUCCACUGCUGGCUCUUCUUCUUCCUCUGCUCUUCUAUCUAAUCGCGAAUCCAAUGCUUCUCCUACCAGUCUUCAUGACUUCACCUCGCCUUCUGCCAGAGACAGACAUGAAUUGGAAUUGGACUUCAAAAGAUUUUGGGAGGAGUUCCGUUCAUCCAGCUCCGAAAAGGAGAAAGAAGCGGCCUUGAAUUUGACUGUGGAUGCUUUUUGUAGAUUAGUGAAACAGUAUGCUAAUGUAGCCCAAUUAGUUACCAUGUUAGUUGAAACACACAUUUUCUCUUUUGUUGUGGGAAGAGCCUUCGUCACGGACAUUGAGAAGUUAAAGAUCAGCAGCAAAACGAGAUCUUUGGAUGUAGAGAAUUUAUUAAGAUUUUUUUCAGAAGUUGCAAAGGAUGGCAUCAGUCCUGGUUCAAAUUUGUUAUCUGCUAUAGAAGUCCUUGUAUCUGGGCCUAUUGAUAAGCAAUCUCUCCUUGAUUCUGGGAUAUUAUGUUGUCUCAUUCAUAUUUUGAAUGCCCUUCUGAGUCCUGAAGGCAAUCAAAGGCAAAAGGCUAUUAACUCUGAAGUGCCACUGCUACUUGAAAAAGAUCAUGGAGAUGUUGGGCAUGCUCGCAGGCUUGAGGUGGAAGGAAGCAUAGUGCAUGUUAUGAAAGCAUUGGCAAGCCAUCCUUCAGCAGCAGAGAGUUUGGUUGAGGAUGACUCUCUUCAGUUGCUGUUUCAAAUGGUUGCUACCAGCUCUUUAACAAUCUUCUCUGGAUAUAAAGAGGGUAUUGUUCCUCUGCACAACAUACAACUUCAUAGGCAUGCAAUGCAGAUACUUGGUCUUCUUUUGGUGAACGACAAUGGAAGCACAGCUAGAUAUAUACGCAAACAUCAUCUGAUAAGGGUUCUCUUAAUGGCUGUUAAAGAUUUUAACCCCGACUUGGGUGAUUCUGCCUACACUAUGGGCAUUGUGGAUUUGUUGCUUGAAUGUGUGGAAUUGUCAUAUAGACCUGAGGCCGGUGGUGUCAGGCUAAGGGAAGACAUACAUAAUGCCCAUGGUUAUCAGUUCCUUGUUCAGUUUGCAUUGGUUCUGUCCUCCAUGCCACAAAAUCAGGGUUCUCAGUCUAUUUAUUCAAAAAGUUCUGUUGACCAAGAAUAUACUUUAGAUGGUUCUUAUGCCUUGGAUGAAGAGAGAAGGGAUUUGACAAGAAAAGAACCCUCACUACAGCAUUUAUCACCUGCAUUAUCUAGGUUGCUUGAUGUUCUCGUUAAUCUGGCUCAAACUGGUCCAGUUGAACCUUUAGGAUCAUCUGGAGGCAAAGGUUCAAGAGCUUCUCACACCAAGGCUAGUAGCCAUAGUAGAAGUCAUACACCAUCUAUUGAUCGGCUUGCUGAUGAAAAUUGGGAGAAGGACAAUACCCGAGUCAAAGACCUUGAAGCAGUCCAGAUGUUGCAAGACAUUUUUCUGAAGGCAGACAGCAGAGAGUUGCAGGCAGAAGUAUUAAACAGAAUGUUUAAGAUAUUCUCAAGUCAUAUUGAAAACUAUAAAUUGUGUCAGCAAUUACGGACAGUUCCACUUUUUAUUCUAAAUAUGGCUGGUUUCCCUCCUUCUUUGCAAGAGAUAAUCUUGAAAAUUCUUGAAUAUGCUGUGACUGUUGUGAAUUGUAUUCCUGAGCAAGAAUUGCUUGCUCUUUGUUGCUUAUUGCAGCAACCAAUAACAUCAGAAUUGAAGCACACAAUACUCUCUUUCUUUGUAAAACUUUUAUCUUUUGAUCAGCAAUACAAGAAAGUCUUGCGAGAAGUUGGGGUGCUGGAAGUACUGUUAGAUGAUUUGAAGCAGCACAAGUUUCUUUUGGGUCCAGAUCAAGAGAGUGUUAACUCUAACCAGUCCGAAAGAAAUUCAGGCUCAAACAGCUUCAAGAAACACUUAGACAGUAAAGAUGCUAUUAUUUCUUCACCCAGGCUAUUGGAAUCUGGUUCAGGAAAGUUUCCCAUCUUUGAAAUUGAGGAUACGAUAUAUGUUGCAUGGGAUUGCAUGGUCUCUUUAGUGAAGAAAGCUGAAGGCAAUCAGGCAUCAUUUCGUUCAGCUAAUGGUGUGACGAUUGUUCUUCCUUUUUUGGUGUCUAAUGUUCAUCGUCCUGGGGUCCUCCGAAUAUUGUCAUGUUUGAUCACUGAAGAUGUUACACAGGCUCAUCCUGAAGAGUUAGGUGCAGUUGUUGAAGUUCUUAAAAGUGGAAUGGUUACAAGUAGUGCAGGACAUCAAUAUAGGUUUGAAAAUGAUGCAAAAUGUGACACAAUGGGUACUUUGUGGCGCAUAUUGGGAGCUAACAGUUCAGCUCAGAGGGUUUUUGGUGAAGCUACUGGCUUUUCUCUUCUUUUGACCACACUCCACAGUUUCCAAGGUGAUGAAGGAUUGGUGGAUGACUCUUCUUUGGUGGUUCGUAUCAAAGUUUUUACAUACUUAUUGCGCCUCAUGACAGCUGGAGUCUGUGGCAAUGCUAUUAACAGGACAAAAUUGCAUUCUAUUAUAUCAUCCCAAACUUUCUAUGAUCUUCUAGCUGAAUCUGGCUUGCUUUCUGUGGAAUGUGAAAAGCAAGUCAUACAGUUGUUGUUGGAGAUAGCUCUCGAACUUGUGCUUCCACCAUUCUUAUCAUCAGAUAGUUCCACACCGGUUGAUAUGAUAGAAUCUGAGUCAGCUAGUUCUCUUAUGACAAUUCCUUCGGGUCUGUUCAAUCCUGAUAAGGAACGAGUGUACAAUGCUGGUGCUGUUAGAGUUUUGAUCCGUUCACUAUUGCUCUUUACUCCCAAGGUGCAGUUAGAAUUGCUGAAUCUUAUUGAUAGGCUUGCUCGUGCUGGCCCUUUUAAUCAGGAAAGCCUCACUUCUGUAGGUUGCGUGGAGCUUUUAUUGGAGACAAUUCUCCCUUUCCUUUUGGGUUCAUCACCAUUGCUUUCAUAUGUGCUGAAGAUUGUGGAAGUUCUUGGGGCAUAUAGGUUGUCUGCAUCAGAACUUCGACUGCUUAUUAGAUACAUUCUACAAAUGAGGCUGAUGAAUUCAGGCCAUAAUCUUGUUGAGAUGAUGGAAAGAUUAGUUCUAAUGGAAGAUAUGACCUCAGAAAAUGUUUCUCUGGCACCAUUUGUUGAGAUGGACAUGAGUAAGAUUGGCCAUGCUUCGGUUCAGGUGUCUCUGGGAGAAAGAUCUUGGCCUCCAGCUGCUGGAUAUUCAUUUGUAUGUUGGUUUCAGUUCAGAAAUUUCUUGAAAUCACAAGUGAAGGAAACAGAACCUUCCAAAGUUGGCCCUUCUAAGAGGCAUAAUGGCUCUAAUGGGCAGCACAAUGAACGCCAUAUUCUUCGGAUAUUUUCUGUUGGUACAGCUAAUAAUGAAAAUGCGUUCUUUGCAGAACUUUAUCUUCGGCAGGAUGGUGUUCUAACCCUUGCAACAAGCAACUCUAGUUCUUUGUCCUUUCCUGGGUUAGAAUUGGAGGAAGGCAGGUGGCAUCACCUUGCAAUUGUUCAUAGCAAACCAAAUGCUCUUGCUGGACUAUUUCAAGCUAGUGUUGCAUAUGUAUAUCUCAAUGGAAAGCUGAGGCACACAGGGAAGCUAGGUUAUUCUCCAUCUCCUGUGGGAAAACCCUUGCAGGUGAUCAUUGGUACACCACCUAGUUGUGCAAGAGUUAGUGACUUGACAUGGAAACUCCGUUCUUGCUAUCUUUUUGAGGAGGUGCUUACCUCAGGUUGCAUAUGUUUCAUGUAUAUUCUUGGUCGGGGAUAUAGAGGGCUCUUCCAAGACUCAGAUCUUCUGCGUUUUGUCCCUAACCAGGCUUGUGGUGGUGGUAGCAUGGCGAUCUUAGAUUUGUUAGAUGCUGACUUGCCCUUGGCAAACACACAAAAGGUUGAAAGUGCUGCAAAGCCUGGGGAUUCUAAGUCUGAUGGCAGUGGGAUUGUUUGGGAUUUGGAGAGGCUAAGCAACCUUUCAUUGCAGCUCUGUGGAAAGAAACUUAUUUUUGCAUUUGAUGGAACUUGUACCGAAGCUAUUCGAGCAUCUGGGACAUUCUCCUUGCUUAAUCUGGUUGACCCUAUGUCAGCUGCUGCUUCUCCUAUUGGGGGGAUACCACGAUUCGGACGUCUUCAUGGGGAUAUCUAUGUUUGCAGGCAGUGUGUGAUUGGAGAUACAAUCCGCCCUGUUGGUGGGAUACCUGUUAUCCUGGCCCUUGUUGAAGCUUCUGAAACCAGGGAUAUGCUUCACAUGGCAUUGACUUUACUUGCCUGUGCACUUCAUCAGAAUCCCCAGAAUGUCAGAGACAUGCAAACGUGCAGGGGUUACCAUUUGCUAGCUCUAUUUCUGCGUCGUAGAAUGUCAUUAUUUGACAUGCAAUCUCUUGAGAUCUUUUUCCAAAUUGCAGCAUGUGAGGCUUCGUUUUCUGAACCAAAGAAGUUGGAAAAUACGCCAAGUACUUCAUCACCUGCAGCAACUAUGCAGGAGGCUGGAUUUGUGGAUCUUAGCUUGUCAAAAUUUCACGAUGAAACUUCUUCUAUUGGAUCUCAUGGAGAUAUGGAUGACUUUUCUGCUCAAAAAGAUUCAUUUAGUCAUAUUUCAGAGCUAGAAAAUUCUGAUUUGCCAGUUGAAACUUCAAAUUGCAUUGUCUUGUCUAAUGCAGAUAUGGUUGAACAUGUCUUGUUGGAUUGGACACUGUGGGUAACAGCUCCAGUUUCAAUUCAAAUUGCUCUUCUGGGAUUUCUUGAGCAUUUAGUGUCUAUGCACUGGUACAGGAAUCAUAACCUCACAGUUCUGCGGCGAAUUAAUCUUGUUCAACAUUUACUGGUGACUCUGCAGCGUGGUGACGUUGAAGUUUCUGUUUUGGAGAAAUUGGUUGUUUUGCUUGGAGUAAUUUUAGAAGAUGGGUUUUUGGCAUCUGAACUUGAAAAUGUGGUUAGGUUUGUGAUUAUGACUUUUGAUCCUCCUGAUCUGAAACCACGGCAUCACAUAAUGCGAGAAUCGAUGGGUAAGCAUGUAAUUGUAAGGAACAUGCUGCUGGAGAUGCUUAUUGAUCUACAAGUAACCAUCAAAUCAGAGGAGUUGCUAGAGCAGUGGCAUAAGAUUGUAUCAUCAAAAUUGAUAACAUAUUUUCUUGAUGAAGCUGUGCAUCCUACUAGUAUGAGAUGGAUCAUGACUCUUCUUGGUGUGUGUCUUGCUUCCUCUCCCACAUUUGCACUUAAAUUUCGCACCAGCGGUGGUUAUCAGGGUUUGAUGAGGGUUCUUCCAAGUUUCUAUGAUUCUCCAGAUAUUUAUUAUAUUUUGUUCUGUUUGGUAUUUGGAAAGCCUGUUUACCCUAGACUACCGGAGGUCCGCAUGCUAGAUUUUCAUGGCCUUAUACCAAGUGAUGGAAGUUAUUUGGACUUGAAAUUUGUGGAACUUUUGGAAUCUGUGAUUGCAAUGGCAAAAUCCACAUUUGAUAGGUUGAGCAUGCAGUUAAUGGUUGCUAACCAAACUGGCAAUCUCUCCCAGGUUGGUGCUAGCCUUGUAGCAGAGCUCGUUGAUGGGAAUGGAGACAUGGCAGGAGAGCUUCAGGGUGAAGCUCUGAUGCAUAAGACAUAUGCAGCCCGUUUAAUGGGUGGUGAGGCAUCAGCUCCUGCCGCUGCAACCUCUGUUCUGAGAUUUAUGGUUGAUCUGGCAAAGAUGUGUCCCCCUUUUUCUGCUGUUUGCAGAAGACUGGAAUUUCUUGAAAGUUGCAUUGAACUUUAUUUUUCUUGCAUUAGGGCAGCUUAUGCAGUGAAUAUGUCAAAAACACUCUCUGAGAAGGCAGAAGAAAAGAACUUGAAUGAUUGUGAUGACACUGGUAGUUCUCAAAAUACGUUCUCUAGUUUGCCUCAUGAACAGGAACAAUCUGCCAAGACAUCCAUUAGUGUUGGAAGCUUCCCUCAGGCACAUGUAAGUACAAGUUCUGAUGACAUGCCUGUGGCCCAAAACUAUCUGAAUGAUGAUAAAGUGGAGAUCAAAAUCACCGACUUACAUCAGGAUUUGAAAAAAUCAGUUCAAAUUGUCCAAGCUGUUGAGAACUUGGAUGGUGAUAUUGUUGACCAGGUCUCUGCCACCUCUAGCUCAAGUGAAUCAAACAUUCGAAAUAUUGAUGGCAUCAUAGAUCCUAUUCAAGUGGAAGAUUCCCAGAGUUCUGCAUCUCUCAACAUACUGGAUUCUCCCAUUAUAUCUGACAAGUCUACUUCAAGAACCCCUCUUACUUCAUCUUCAUCUCCAGCUGUUGCAUUGACAUCCUGGCUUGGAGGUGCUGGUCACAAUGAAUACAAAGCUUCCACACAAGCCACUCCUUCCAUAGAGUCCUUUGUUUCUGCUAGUGAAUAUGAUGCAUCUCCAGACUUGAGGUCUACUCAAGGUCCAUCUAAUGCAAGCUCAUCUUAUUCAGUCAGUGCGAAGCUGCUCCUUGAAAUUGAUGAUUCUGGUUAUGGGGGUGGUCCGUGUUCUGCUGGAGCUACUGCUGUUUUGGAUUUUAUGGCUGAGGUUCUUUCUGAUUUUAUCAUUGAACAGAUGAAAGCAGCACAGAUCAUAGAGGGUGUCUUAGAAAUGGCACCUUUAUAUGUUGAUGUUGAAAGUGUGUUGGUUUUCCAGGGUUUGUGUCUUAGUAGGCUGAUGAACUUUGUUGAAAGGCGUCUUUUGCGCGAUGAUGAGGAAGAUGAGAAGAAGUUAGACAAAAGUCGAUGGUCCUCAAAUUUAGAUGCAUUAUGCUGGAUGAUAGUGGAUCGUGUCUAUAUGGGUGCUUUUCCUCAACCUGCUGGUGUGUUGAAAACUCUGGAAUUUUUGUUGUCGAUGUUGCAAUUGGCAAACAAAGAUGGGCGAAUUGAAGAAGCAGCACCUGCAGGAAAGGGUCUUCUGUCUAUUACAAGAGGAAGCAGGCAACUUGAGGCUUAUAUACAUUCACUUCUCAAGAACACAAAUCGUAUGAUAUUGUAUUGUUUUCUGCCAACUUUCCUGGCCACUAUCGGAGAAGAUGAUCUCCUUUUAUGCUUAGGUUUGCAUAUUGAACCCAGGAAGAGAUUAUCCCCUAAUGCUUCACAAGAAGAUUCAGGAAUUGACAUCUGCACAGUUCUACAGUUAUUAGUUGCUCACAGGAGAAUUAUAUUCUGUCCCACCAAUCUUGAUACUGAUUUAAAUUGCUGUCUUUGUGUAAAUCUAGUAUAUCUUCUCCAUGACCAAAGGCGAAAUGUUCAAAAUGUGGCUGUUGAUAUUGUCAAGUAUCUAUUGGUGCAUCGAAGGGCUGCACUAGAAGACUUGCUUGUCUGCAAACCAAACCAAGGACAGCAUAUGGAUGUACUACAUGGUGGUUUUGACAGAUUAUUGACCGGAAGUCUAUCUGCUUUCUUUGAGUGGUUUCAGAAUUCCGAACAGAUGGUUAACAAAGUGUUGGAACAAUGUGCAGCUAUUAUGUGGCACCAGUAUAUUGCUGGAUCAGCAAAAUUUCCAGGGGUGAGAACAAAAGGUGUUGAGGGUCGUCGUAAGAGGGAAAUGGGGAGAAGGUCACGAGACAUUUUGAAGCUAGAUCUUCGACAUUGGGAACAGGUAACUGAACGGAGAUAUGCAUUGGAAAUGGUUCGUGAUGCAAUGUCUACUGAGUUGAGAGUUGUCCGCCAAGAUAAAUAUGGAUGGGUUCUCCACGCUGAAAGUGAGUGGCAAACCCUUCUUCAACAACUUGUACAUGAGAGGGGAAUAUUCCCAAUGCGUAAAUCUUCUGCAACUGAAGAACCUGAGUGGCAGCUUUGUCCCAUUGAAGGUCCAUAUAGGAUGCGCAAAAAGCUUGAGCGCUGCAAAUUGAGGAUUGAAAGUAUCCAAAAUGUUCUCAAUGGAGAGUUUGAAUUAGAAGAAGUAGAGUUGUCCAAAGGAAAACAUGAGGAUGGUCCUGAUGCAUCUGAUACUGACUCUGAACUCUUUUUAAAUCUUGCGACUGACAAUGCUAAACAAAAUGGUGUUGAUGAUGAGAUGUAUGGUGAGUUUUUUAAAGAACCAAAUGAUGCCAAAGGUGUAUCUUCUGUUAAGAGUGGUUGUAAUGAUGAUAGAGCUAGCAGUAUGAAUGAUGCAAGUCUUCACUCUGCUCUCGAGUUUGGUGUCAAGUCUAGUACCGUGUCUGCCCCAGUGUCAGAAAGCAUGCAUGCAAGAUCUGAUCUAGGAUCUCCAAGGCAAUCUUCUUCUAACAAAAUUGAUGAUGUCAAAGUCACAGAUGAUAAAUCAGAGAAGGAACUGAAUGAUAAUGGUGAAUAUCUGAUUAGACCAUAUCUGGAACCUCUUGAAAAGAUACGAUUCAAAUAUAACUGUGAACGAGUUGUGGGUCUGGACAAACUUGAUGGUAUAUUUUUGAUUGGGGAACUCUGUUUGUAUGUAAUUGAGAAUUUUUACAUUGAUGAUUCUGGGUGCAUUUGUGAAAAAGAAUGCGAAGAUGAACUCUCUGUUAUUGAUCAGGCCUUGGGCGUCAAGAAGGAUGUUACUGGCAGUAUGGAUUUCCAGUCCAAGUCAACUUCAUCCUGGAACACACUGGUAAAAACAUGUGGUGGGGGAAGAGCAUGGGCCUACAAUGGUGGUGCAUGGGGCAAGGAGAAAGUAUGUAGUAGUGGUAAUUUACCUCAUCCUUGGAAUAUGUGGAAGCUUGAUAGUGUUCAUGAGAUUUUAAAACGGGAUUACCAGCUUCGUCCUGUUGCUAUUGAGAUAUUUAGCAUGGAUGGGUGUAAUGAUCUUUUGGUGUUCCACAAAAAAGAGAGAGAAGAAGUGUUCAAAAAUCUGGUUGCCAUGAAUCUUCCAAGGAAUAGUAUGUUGGACACUACAAUUUCUGGUUCAACUAAACAAGAAAGUAACGAGGGAAGUCGUUUGUUUAAGUUGAUGGCUAAAUCCUUCUCAAGAAGGUGGCAAAAUGGAGAAAUUAGCAAUUUCCAAUACCUCAUGCAUCUUAACACAUUGGCUGGUCGUGGAUACAGUGAUCUCACCCAAUAUCCAGUGUUUCCAUGGGUUCUGGCAGAUUAUGAGAGUGAAACUCUGGAUUUGUCCAAUCCUAAAACAUUUCGUAAGCUUGAAAAACCAAUGGGAUGCCAGACACCAGAGGGGGAAGAGGAAUUUAAGAAAAGAUAUGAGAGCUGGGAUGAUCCAGAGGUUCCAAAAUUUCAUUACGGUUCUCAUUAUUCUAGUGCUGGAAUCGUCCUAUUCUAUCUUCUACGCCUGCCACCAUUUAGUGUGGAGAAUCAGAAGCUGCAGGGUGGGCAAUUUGAUCAUGCUGAUCGUCUUUUCAAUGGCAUUAGAGAAACUUGGUUAAGUGCAGCUGGGAAGGGUAACACAUCUGAUGUGAAGGAAUUGAUUCCAGAAUUCUUCUACAUGCCAGAAUUUCUUGUAAAUAGGUUUAAACUUGACUUGGGAGAGAAACAAUCCGGAGAGAAGGUUGGUGAUGUCUUCUUGCCUCCUUGGGCCAAAGGCAGUGCCAGAGAAUUUAUUAGGAAACAUAGGGCAGCCUUGGAAUCUGAUUAUGUUUCAGAAAAUCUGCAUCAUUGGAUAGACCUCAUAUUCGGAUAUAAACAGAGAGGGAAGGCAGCUGAAGAAGCCAUCAAUGUUUUCUAUCAUUACACAUAUGAGGGGAGUGUGGACAUAGACUCAGUUACUGAUCCUGCAAUGAAAGCCUCCAUUCUAGCACAAAUCAACCACUUUGGGCAGACACCCAAGCAACUGUUCCUCAAACCCCAUGUGAAAAGGCGGUCUGACAGAAGGCUUCCUCUUCAUCCUCUCAAGUAUUCUUCCCAUCUUGUCCCACAUGAAAUACGCAAGACCUCAUCAGCCAUAACUCAGAUUGUUACUUUCCAUGAGAAAAUUCUUGUGGCAGGGACAAACAGUUUACUUAAACCUAGAACGUAUACCAAAUAUGUGGCAUGGGGAUUUCCAGACCGGAGCUUGAGAUUUAUGAGCUAUGACCAGGACAAACUCCUUUCAACACAUGAAAAUCUUCAUGGGGGUAACCAGAUUCAGUGUACAGGUCUUAGCCAUGAUGGUCAAAUGUUGGUUACGGGCGCUGAUGAUGGGUUAAUUUCUGUUUGGAGAGUUGGCAAGGAUGGUCCCCGAGUUUUACAGCAUUUGCAAUUAGAGAAGGCGCUUUGUGGUCACACUGGAAAAAUCACAUGCCUUCAUGUUAGCCAGCCUUACAUGCUGAUAGUGAGUGGAUCUGAUGACUGCACUGUUAUCGUGUGGGAUCUCAGCUCCUUGGUUUUUGUUAGGCAGUUACCAGAGUUUCCAUUGCCAGUUUCAGCAAUAUACGUGAAUGACUUGACUGGGGAGAUUGUGACGGCUGCUGGAAUAAUGCUUGCUGUUUGGAGCAUCAAUGGGGAUUGCCUUGCAGUGAUUAACACAUCCCAAUUGCCAUCUGAUUCUAUUCUUUCAGUGACAAGCUGUACAUUUUCAGAUUGGAUGGACACAAACUGGUAUGUGACAGGUCACCAGAGUGGGGCUGUUAAGGUGUGGCAAAUGAUUCACUGCUCCACCCAAGAGAGUGCUCAAAGUAAAUCAAACAGCAAUCCAACGAUUGGGCUGAAUUUAGGUGAUAAUGUACCGGAGUACAGGUUGGUGCUUCACAAGGUGUUGAAGUUUCAUAAACAUCCUGUUACUGCCCUUUACCUCACGAGUGACCUGAAGCAGUUGUUGAGUGGGGAUUCUGGUGGGCAUUUGCUCUCUUGGACACUACCAGAUGAGAGCUUGAGGACUUCUUUUAAUCAUGGGUGAGAAAGGGAAAUAGCAGUUAAAGUGUGAUAAUUUAAGUUCUUUGAAAUCCUGUGGGAUUUGCCAGUUGAUUCUUGGAGAGGAAAGAUUGAAUAUGUUCAUGAUGCUUCAACAAGGCGACAGGGCUGGCCUGAGAUUGACGAAGUACAAGAAGUAAGGACGAGACAGACAAAAACUGCCUGAUAAAAAUUUUUAGGACAUUUUGAGAAGCAAUACCUCGACUCAUGUGCUUGGCCGCCCUAGCUUCUGUUGAGACGCCAAAAGCAGAAGGCAUACUUGUAUUUUUGGGUGCUUGGUGGAGGACAUUUUUUGGUUUUGCACGAGAGAACAUCCAUCAACUGGUUUUUUGAAUGUGCACAGAUGGAAUUACUAACAGUGUGUAUUGAAGUUGUAUAGAGGGAAACUGUGCCAGGAACAGAGCAUUGCUCCAAAUCAUCUGGCCAGUCGAACAAUGGACGGUUAUUUGGUCCAGUCUAUUCCCUUUGGGUAAAAUUCUUUUUGCAUAGUGCAGUUGGGCAGGCACUGCCCAUUCUUCUUGUCAAAUGUACGCUUUCUUCUUUUGUUACUCAGAUAGCCCUUUAUUUCAAAGGAUAUUUUGAGUAACUAUUCAAACUUCUAUCUAUAUGCUCAGCUUUUAUGAUUAAAGGAUAUACAAGGCUGGGUUGUUUUUUUUUU
This is a messenger RNA of Hevea brasiliensis (rubber tree), 12150 nucleotides long. RefSeq names its product protein SPIRRIG. Bases 676 to 11478 code for a protein of 3600 amino acids. Gene Ontology annotation, molecular function: protein binding. The transcript has 19 exons. The record is from RefSeq and is a predicted model, not a curated record. Lineage: Eukaryota; Viridiplantae; Streptophyta; Magnoliopsida; Malpighiales; Euphorbiaceae.